UCUUGUGUUUGAUUUGCACUUUGUUGUACGUCGCUCUGGAUAAGAGCGUCUGCUAAAUACCACGUAAUGUAAUGUAAAAAGCACAAGGUAGUUGCGCACCACAUUCCUUCAGGCUCACGCACCCUCGAGAGCGAUUGACAGUCCGGCUUACUCAGUUUGCCAGCUUCGUAUGUGUCCAGGAUUUUUACUGGACUGAGGUGGCAACCCUAGUUUGGACUGCGAGUUUCAACAGCAGCUACAGUUUAGUUUAGUUUAGGGAGGGGCUCUCCCUCCAGCUGUGGAGCUACGGCGGACUUCCCCAGACGGAAAGGCAGACGCGAGCUUCGCCUCGCAGCAGUCCGGUCGAGGCGGUCUGAGCAUGGCUUGCAAUGAAGGCUUCGUGUGGUCCCUGAGCUUGACGCUCGUCUUCGUCGGGGUGAUGUUCUUCCUCCGGCAGAGGACAGUGCGCACUCGCUACGGGCGCUACUUGGAACCCUCUGUGGUAUGGCUGGUUCCUGGCCGACUGGCCUGGUUCGUCCAGGAGUUGCCCGCUUUUCUGAUCCCUGCUGUCAUGGUCCUCACGGCACAAGCUCCAUCCAGACUGGGACGGAGCCUUCUGCUCUGCACCUUCUGCCUGCACUACUUCCAGAGGACAUUCAUCUUUUCGUUGCUGAUCAACGGCCACCCUCUUGCUCUGAAGACGGUGGUCUCUGCUAUUGUGUUCUGCUCCAUCAAUGGCUUGGUCCAGGGCCAUCAUCUCCUCCACUGCUUCCAGUACACACAGACCUGGUUGACGGAUAUCUGCCUCGUGAUUGGCUUGAUAUUAUUUUAUCUGGGAAUGGCCAUAAACAUCCACAGUGACCACAUUCUGCGCUGUCUGAGGAAGCCAGGGGAACUCACGUACAGAAUUCCUACAGGUGGACUGUUCGACUACGUUUCUGGUGCCAACUACUUUGGUGAGAUCAUAGAGUGGCUUGGCUUUGCCAUCGCCACUGGCUCCUUCCCAGCAAUCUCCUUCGCCUUCUUCACCUCGUGUUCAAUCGGACCUCGAGCCUGCCACCACCACCGGUUUUACAAAGAGAAAUUCAGUGAUUACCCCCCGUCUAGGAAAGCUUUGAUUCCUUUCAUCUUUUGAGAGGACAGGAAGUACUAUGACAUCGCUGUUCAAGGCAGCGAUGGUCAGACCCGCCCUCCUCUUUAAUCAUAUAACAUGCACUUCAGAGCGUAAUUAUAUGUACACGCAGUGAACAAUAUAUCAGCUUGAUAAUGCAAAUAUAAUAAUUGAGUGUAUUAUUGUAUCAUAUUUUUUUUUGCACAUAAAUUACUGCUUCAGUUAGUCCCACAAUCCAACAAUCAUGAAAUGUCUGUUCUUUUGGAACAGAAGGCAAAACAAAAGCUAAUAGCUUCUCAGUCUGUUGGACUCUGUAGGGAUUACUUGGCAUGGAGCAGUCAGAUAAACAUUGUUUUCAGAACAGUCUUCAGCCAGACCGGCUGUUGUUGUGUUGCUAAGGAAGUGUAUUGGUAAGAAGUGAUGAAUUCCCAAUGUGUCUACGUUGGAAUAGAAGCCAGAUCGCAUUGUCUACAGCCUGUUUGGGUACAUGUUUUAGCCCUUUGGUGCACAAGCUAUGCAGAGAUAGAAAAUAGGAACUCAGUUGGGUAAGCUUUGAGAGCACAUGUGCUGGAUUUGAUAUUAUUCCAGUCCAGUGAGCAUGAUGCCACUCCCACUUAUCCUGGCUGGUUGAAAUACUUGAAAAUUGAGAAAAACUAUUUGCCAAGACCCUGCAAAUGAAUAUAGUGCAUUGCAUACAACAUAAAGCAAUCGCCAGUUGCUCCCUGGCUUCCCAGCAUGUAAAACGCUGGAAUCUAUCAUUAGGGACAAACUGGAAUUAUUUAUUGAAAAUAGCAACAUUGUAAGGGACAGCCAGCAUGGUUUCCAUAAGGGUAGGCCAUGCCUGAUCAUGACAAACCUUUUGGCAUUCUUUGAGGAAGCUACCAAUGAUUGUUUCAUGAUAGCACGGCUUAUGAUACUGUAUACGGAGACUUCCAAAAAGUAUUUGAUAAGGUACCGCAUGUCAAACUCAUUAUCAAAAUGAGGACGGGAAUUACAGGAGCCAUUUCGGACUGGGUUCGGAAUUGGCUACGUGAUAGGGUAUGUGGGAAGUAUUUGAUUGAGGCUUUUAAAUUCAUUAAAGGGAUUACCAAAGUGAAUUAUAGGUAAUUCUUUAGGUUGGGAUCGGUUAGCAGAACGAGAGGGCACAAAUAAUGGUAACUGGAUUUGUGCCUGUAAAGAUAGUAGAAAGCUUUUUUUCACACAGCAAGUUGUCAAUGUGUGGAAUAGCUUGCCAGGACAUGCAGAGGAGACUUGAUACGGUGUUAGAUUCUAUUUAGCUUUUAGGCAAACUAAGCAGUAGGUACACUUAGUGGUAGGAAAAGGCAAGCAUUUCUGGGCUGAAUGCCCCGUUCACGUCAUUACCUUAUGUUAUGUUACACUAUUAUUAACUUCUUAGAUGGUUGAAAAGUAAACAUUAAUUCUCAAAGCCCAAUGGGAACUUACGGGUUAACACUGCAUUUCAACUGAAUGCUUGAAGCCAAGAGAUUGUCCAGUCUUGACAUCAUAUCCUGUCCAGUUCUUUUCCUCUUGCCUCACACAGACCACAGGUAAAGGCCGCUUUAAGCAUUUCCUCCUCACACCACAAUGACACAAUGGUAGGACUGCAGUACAUUUAAUGCAGACAGUUUACACAUUAAACCACACUAAAUUAAUUCAUAAGUAAAAUUAAUGCAUUUGAAAUGGGCUGGUGUUCUGGGUAAAUAAAACAUUCCCUUCCAAGUUCCCUGGCCAACAGCCAAACAAAGCAACACAUUGUCAGUUUCCUCGGUUUCCUUGUUGGAAAGUACAUAUACAAGUAUACGAUGUAUGUGUAUAUGCUGGGAAAUUCAGAAUUUUAUUUGUCGCUAUUUCUGCACUUAAAAGACCUGAUAAAAUAUAUAUAACAAAAUAUAUAAAUAUCAAAUAUAACCAGCUAUUCUGGUAAAGAAGCACCAAGUAAAAUUUGGUAGCUAUAUCUUUAACAAAAUCGCUUAUGUAGCAUGGAGAAAGAAGAUUGACCUGAAUGUUUUUUUUAAAACACAAUUUUCUUUCCUCCAAACUUUUGUAAUUAUUAAUUAUUAUUAAUACUUUGCAGUACUGUCACCUACAAUAGUAAUAGUAGAAUUGUAAUAGCAAAACUAGUUACAGCACCACAACAGCGUAAGAUCAACCAAUUAUUACCAGUCAAUGCUGCCAUCUAGUGUUGAAAUCUUAGUACUACAUUCAUUAUGGUGAAGGUCCCUGUGUAUGCUGGUUUUUGUUUCAACCACAAUUGCAAUCCUGUUAAAUUGUCAAAGCUGUAAAUUUUUGUUAAUUACUCUUUUGGUGUUUGGAGGGAGUAUUUACCCUCUUAAGCCAGAUUGUGCUAUAUUUAGCAAAACAGCUUUGCAUGCCACAAACAAUAAAACAUCCGUGUUCAUA
Messenger RNA from Conger conger (European conger), 3490 nucleotides. RefSeq names its product 3-oxo-5-alpha-steroid 4-dehydrogenase 2-like. Gene Ontology annotation, molecular function: 3-oxo-5-alpha-steroid 4-dehydrogenase activity. NCBI's taxonomy places the organism in Eukaryota, Metazoa, Chordata, Actinopteri, Anguilliformes, Congridae. Gene Ontology annotation, biological process: steroid biosynthetic process. The coding region runs from base 359 to 1114 and encodes 251 amino acids. Gene Ontology annotation, cellular component: membrane. The transcript has 5 exons. The record is from RefSeq and is a predicted model, not a curated record.